AUGUUCCGCCAAAGUCCAUACUACUAUGAAGUUCGAUAAGAAGUUUUUAAGGAAAUUAAUAAUGAUUUAGCAAAAGAACUAUCCUUAAUGAAACUAUCUGAUUAACGAAAUAAUUAAAGCAUUCCAAUUACGAAAAAAAGUGUAUCAAAAUAAGAAUUCAUUAGUUAUUGUAUUUCUUUUUAUAAUCAUUCAGUUUAUAAAUAACAAAAGUAAAAUGAACAAAUUAUGGAAACUGAAGAAGAAACUAAUUUAGUUUGUAAAAACUGUGAUACAAAACCAUUAAAUGCAAAUACAAUAUGUGUUGAAUGUUCUCGAUUAGCUUGUCAAAAAUGCAUAUAUUAAUGUUAUUAUUGUGGAUAACUCUGCUGUUUAAUUUGUAGUGUUAAAAUUUAUCUCCAUAAUGGAGAUUUUGUUUCUUGCUUACAUUGUAGUUAGAAUUAAUGA
Messenger RNA from Paramecium sonneborni, 444 nucleotides. The record is from the annotation of a GenBank genome assembly. NCBI's taxonomy places the organism in Eukaryota, Ciliophora, Oligohymenophorea, Peniculida, Parameciidae.